Paramecium sonneborni is the source of this 1487-nucleotide messenger RNA. The record is from the annotation of a GenBank genome assembly. Lineage: Eukaryota; Ciliophora; Oligohymenophorea; Peniculida; Parameciidae.
AUGAUAAAGCAAUAACUAUUGUAAGUUGGUUCAGUUGAUUCCUAUUUCAAUAAUCAUACUUCUUUAUUCCAAAAAUUCUGUCCUGAUCCAUUUGUAGCAUAAUAUUCAAGCGAAUUUUAAAUCAGUAAUCAAAACAGGUUAGUUAUCAAACAAUUGUCUAUAAGCCAAAAUUUUAUUAAAAUAGGAGAGGAUGUAAUGAAAUUCAAACCAUAAUUUAGAGAUAUAUAAAUUUAACAAAUGUUUGUAUGUAAAAAAUAGUUCAUCCAAAAACAGGAUUAUUUGGUGUUAAACUUAGUAAAAAUGGUGUUAGUUUUGAAAUGUUUGGCUAACUUGAUGAAUGGAUAAAUAUGAUGAAGAAAUACACAAUAUAAUUAGAUUUUGGUUAAAAAUAUUAGCUCUAUAACAAAUUAGGAGAAGGAUAUUCAACAAUAGUAUAUCUUAUUUAAAUUAAUUAAUAGGUUUAUAAAGCAAAGAAUUAAGUAAGUAAAUAAGAAUUUGCAGUAAAAGUAUUUGAUAAAAAAAGAUUAUUGACAAAUAAUUAUGAAUCUAAAAAGUUUCUUAAAGAAUUAAAAAUAAUUCGAUAAUUGGAACAUUCAAAUUUACUUUGUUUUUAUGAAGUUUUUGAAAGCAAUAAUCACAUUUAUUUAUUAGAAGAAUAUUUAAAAGGAGAAAAACUUUCGCAAUUAACAUAAAACUCAUAACAUCUUAAAGAAGAGUAAGUUUAAAGUGUUAUGAAACCUUUGUUUUAAGCAGUCCAAUAUUUACAUGAUCUAAAUAUAUAUCAUAAAUAAAUUUGCACUUCUAACAUAAUACUUAAGUAAAAACAUGAUUUAUCUAACCCUUGUUUAAUUGAUUUUAAUUAAGCUGAGUAAUUUUCAAAUUCUGACCAUGAUGAUUACCAAUAUUUAUAAGUUAAUUAAGAAAAAUAGAAAUAAUAUCAUAUCAAAUUUGAUGUACUAUCUUUAGGAAUUAUAAUGCAUAAUUUGUUAACUGGAAAUUAUUGGUAAUUUGAAUAAGCUCUGAAUGAUGCAAUGAUGAAUAAAUUUUAAGGAGCAUUAGAUUUUUAAUUUAUUGAUCCACCUUUAUCAGACUAAUGUUUUGAUUUUUUAACAAUUAUAUUUAAUCAAGGUUAGAAGAUUAGAACAUGUAAAUAAUUAUUACAACAUCCAUUUUUCGAUUAAGAAAAUUAAAAGUCUAUUAAAAAUAUUUCUAUUUAGUUUCUUGGAACACUUAAUCAAAGUUAGACUAUUUUUAGGAUUAGUACAAAACAAUCAUAAAUGUCUCCAAAGGUUUCAAGGGAUGUAAAAGUGAUUCCGAUUAGAAAAUAAUUUAAUAUAAUGUCAAAAAGUCCUUAAGAAAAACCUAAUUUAAACAGUGAUUAUUUUGAACCUCCAAAGACUCAUUUGAUGUUUAGAAGAGGUAGUAGAUAAAAGAGAACUUUAAAUUUUGAUAAUCAUAAUGAUAAAAGUAAUGAUUCUGCAGAUUGA